ACCCUGUUUCUCAUUGCGGAACUCGAGGCGGGCGGACCGGGGACUGGUGUGGAAAUAGGACAUUUCACAAAUAAUAAUGAUAAAAGUAAAACUCCCCAGCGUUUAGAAAGCGUUCUGGCUAUACAUUCAACAGAAAACACCCCAGAAGAACGGAGAAUUUGGUCGCCGCCUGCAAGUUUAACCGGCUUGGAGACUGAAGUUGGACUCAAAUGUAGCGCAUUAGCCGGCGAGCUAUCAAAACAAGCCAUGAUGGAGAAGAAGGAACAGGUACAGCUAAGGAACAACCCUCGCAGACAAUUGAAGAAGCUCAGUGAGGACAAUUUGACCAAGCAGCCUGAAGAAGUGUUUGAUGUAUUGGAGAAGCUUGGAGAGGGGUCUUAUGGCAGCGUGUUCAAGGCACAUCUUAAAGAGACGGGGGAGAUUGUGGCCAUUAAACAGGUUCCUGUGGAGUCAGACCUGCAAGAGAUCAUUAAAGAGAUCUCCAUUAUGCAGCAGUGCAACAGCCCCCAUGUUGUGAGGUACUAUGGCAGUUACUUUAAGAACAGCGAUCUGUGGAUCGUAAUGGAGUACUGCGGGGCUGGCUCUGUGUCCGACAUUAUCAGACAGCGCAACAAGACGUUAGGGGAGGACGCAAUAGCUGCCAUCCUGCAGUCCACUCUGAAAGGGCUGGAGUACCUGCACUUCAUGAGGAAGAUUCAUAGAGACAUCAAAGCUGGGAACAUUUUGCUGAACUCGGAGGGACAGGCCAAACUGGCUGAUUUUGGUGUUGCAGGACAGUUAACUGACACAAUGGCGAAACGAAACACGGUGAUUGGAACGCCGUUCUGGAUGGCUCCAGAGGUUAUUCAGGAGAUAGGUUAUAACUGUGUAGCAGAUAUCUGGUCUCUGGGCAUCACCGCUAUAGAGAUGGCUGAAGGGAAGCCUCCAUAUGCAGACAUACACCCUAUGAGGGCAAUAUUCAUGAUUCCAACAAAUCCCCCACCAACGUUUCGGGACCCUGAGCAGUGGUCCGAACCUUUUAGAGAUUUUGUGUCACAGUGCCUGGUGAAGAACCCUGAGAGCCGGGCAACAGCCACACAGCUUCUACAGCACCCAUUCAUAAAGAAUUCUAAGUCCAACACUGUCCUGAAGGCACUGAUCACAGAGGCGAUGGAUCUCAAACUGAAGAAACAGGAGGCUCAGCAGAGGGAACAGGAUGCAGAGGAUGAAGAAAACUCGGAUGACGAUGAAGUGGAUCAGGGUACCAUGGUGAGGGCUGGAGCAUCAGACCUCGGAACCGUCCGUGCAGCAGGUUCUCUAGGUAGCUCAUCGGGAACUAUGAUCGAGCACGAUGGCACCAUGGUGUCUCAGCUUGGCACAAUGGUCAUAAACUCAGAUGACGAGGAAGAGGAUGCAGGCACCAUGAAACACCGUGAGGAAACGGUGCAGCCAGCUAAGCCGUCGUUCCUUGAGUAUUUCGAACAGAAAGAGAAGGAGGCCAACAAAAACAGCGACAAUGACAAUCGCAAACUGCCUGCAGAAGCUGACAUGGAGGUGAUACGUUCCUGGGGUGUGGAGGAGCUGAGGAGGCGUUUGGCCUCUCUGGACCCUCAGAUGGAGCAGGAGAUUGAGGAGAUCCGCCAGCGCUACCAGGCCAAACGCCAGCCCAUUCUUGAUGCCAUUGAGGCCAAGAAGCGUCGCCAGCAAAACUUCUGAGCUGGCUGAUCUCAUUCUGUUUAGGAGGACACUGUCAGUUACCGAUGAAGGUACAUGUGAAAGUUCACGGAACCACUCCAUGCUGCCCUGCAUGAUAUUUUUGCCUAACUUAUAAGGUUCUUGCUGUGCAUUUAUUUUAUUUUAUUUUAUUUUUAUUGUUUUUUUGGUAUUUUUAUCUCUGAUGCUGUGUCUCCACUGCUGUUGGUACUAGACUGGUGGUACUGUUGGACUCAAAAAGCCAGGGAACAACAUUUUCUGUCGUACACUGUCUUUAUAUGUUUACACCUUUUCAUGUUGCUCAGUGCUUUCGUUUUUUCGUUUGUUCUGUUUUUUUAAAUAUGCUACUUGAGUAUGUAUGCGCCAGUUUUGUAUGCAGUUUGGUGUAGCUUCAGUGUUCUGCAGAGAUUUUACAAAGUUUUGUGGUCAUAAAAACAUAAUUAAAUGAUUUGCAUAUUCUAAUUAGCAAUCUUCUAAAGCAGAGGUCUUCAAUCAGGGUUCAAGGCUCUCAUCUGGUACUUCAAGGGUGUUUUUUUUAUCCCCAGUCCAAUCUAAUCAUUUGGAAACUAAUCAUUUGAGUAAUAUAACAUUAUUUUAAUUAAGAACAGCUUUUAAAGUAUUUCAGAGUGGUUUGAUGUGAAAAUGCUCUGUUCUAGAGAAACUUUUAGAGUCAGAAUUGUUCAUAGCAGUGAUGUCUGAAGCAUGUAAUGCCUCUAAAAGUUCCCUCUGGGAAAGUUACUAACUGCAGUGGUUACUCAUAUGUUGCCUGAUGUCUGAGAUACCAUUUUUUGAUAGUUUUGCAAACUUAUUUUUUUAAUAUAUAUUUAUAAUAUAAUAUAUAUUUACAACAGAUAAGUUGCUGUAAAGUACCAGCUACAAAAACUUUCUAAAACUAAAACAGAUCUACCACUGUUUCAUCAUCAUACAUAUAAAACUCAGAAGACUCGUGUAGGUUCUCUGGUGGUUUUGGAUAAUAAAUAAAAUGUCUAUAUUUGUGUUGUAGUCAUGGUGACCCCUGGUUCCCAUCACCACCACUGUAAAGAAAUCUGAGUCUCUUCAAUGAAACAAUUCACAUCAAACCAUUCUUCUCACAUCUCAAUGAUUGGAUUAUCCAGAAUUUUCAAAAGAAAAAGUAAAGCUGGAGGGAAGUGAGGAAAGUUGCACGUUUGGUGUUUUUAAACGCUGCUUUUGUCACAUUUCUGACACGCUGUCAAAUGAAACAAACUCAGCUGAGACACAAUCUGACUUGAUUCCUGUGCCUGCUGGAAGUCUGCAGGACGUGUUUCUGCAGUGAACGCCUUAUACGAAAGUGCAGUUCAGUUAAAAACCGUUAAACUAGCGUCUGUUGAAAACCAUGAGGACUGGCAACACCUGUCAUCGCCAAAAAGCCCAUUCAGAAAGAGCAGCGGUGCAUGUUUUAAAGCUUACCUCAUGAUUUUUCUGUUUUCCUCAGAAAGCUUUUUCAACUCCUUUCACUCUUCAUUCAAAUAUUCUGAAAAGCCUCGAGUCUAACAUGCAUCACUUCAGCAUCUUUCAGUCGACUUCUCUCUAUUCAGGUGGAGUCUAUGAGCUGGAAGAGGUUGAAGACCUCUGUUCUAGACUUAGAAUAUCGAACUGUUAUCCUGUCCAGUAUCAUCUAAAGAUGCUGAAUUAUUCCACUUCAGCAGAUUUUCCAGCGCACACAUGAUUAACAAUGUUGGAUCACUGGAGCUCUGAACUCGGGCCGUGUUCGGUGAGCAAACAUUUCAUGCACCUGGGCAUUCAGUAAAGCACAGUUUCACUGUUUGUGUAACUAGUGGUUACUUCUUAUUGCAGCAAAUACUAAUCAUAUCAGAAUCACUAGCUUAAUAAGGUCGGCACCCCACUGACUGGUUGCCACUGCUUGUCCACCCUCAGACCACCCAGAUUACUGUCCUGCAUACAAGCUCUAACUAUUUUUUUCUUCUCA
Colossoma macropomum (tambaqui) is the source of this 3640-nucleotide messenger RNA. Its product is annotated as serine/threonine-protein kinase 4-like. The record is from RefSeq and is a predicted model, not a curated record. Gene Ontology annotation, cellular component: cytoplasm. Gene Ontology annotation, molecular function: protein serine/threonine kinase activity; ATP binding. Lineage: Eukaryota; Metazoa; Chordata; Actinopteri; Characiformes; Serrasalmidae. Gene Ontology annotation, biological process: regulation of MAPK cascade; protein phosphorylation; intracellular signal transduction. Bases 247 to 1695 code for a protein of 482 amino acids. The transcript has 11 exons.